AUGGUGCCCCAGGAGGAAGAAAAUUUUGAAUUAAGUUCAUCUCCAUCCAUCACUGGGGAAGUUGGUGAAGAUGUGGUCUUACUUUGUCAGAUCUCACUUGGAAAACAACUCCAAAAUAUGGAAGUUCAAUGGAAAAAAAUUAUUGGGAAUCAUGUGAGCAACAUCUACCAGUUCACAGCUCUCACUGCCCAGGAAAUCUUUGGACAAGGCUACCAAAACAGGGCAGUAUUAAUGAAGACUGGAAUAGCUUCUGGAAACGUGUCCUUAAUGCUGAAGAAGGUUCGAGUCUCUGAUGAAGGGGUCUACCGUUGCAUUGUCAAUUCUGUUGACUGGAGCGAUGACACCCAAACAGUUCUGCAUGUUACAGCUGUGGGCAAUGUCUCAGUGGAGAUUGGGGGUCCAGAUGGUGACGGGAUCAAAGUGGUUUGCAGAUCUACAGGGUGGUUCCCCAAACCUGAUCUUCACUGGUUGACGAAAAGCAGCCAAGUCAACCAACAGUGUGAAUCAAAGCAGGACUAUGAGCAGCUGUUCAGCCUUUCAAGCAGCAUGACCGUCUCAAGAGAUAUGGGAGAAAUUACCUGCUCUGUCCAGGGAAGACGCUCACAAAUGAGGCAGAAUGUCACCAUCUUCCUUUCACACAAGCGAAAAAUGUCUCAGAGGAAACGCAAUGAUGAGGAGCAAAAAAUGAUUCAAGAUAACCAGAUGAAGAUUAAUGAAUCAGAACACAAGGAACAUCAAUGGAUGCUUGAAUUUAGGAAAGCUCGAAACUAUCUAGUUCAGGUUCAUCUGGAUCAAAAGUGCAAACACCCUGAACUGUUAGUGUCUUCAGACUGCAGCAAAGUCCAUCAUCAACCUGCAUCUGGAGGGGCAGAUGUAUUUCCUGGUGCCCUGAUUGUCAUAGGAAAUGAGGGAUACAUGGAUGGGAGGCAGUACUGGGAGGUGAAUGUAAAGGAUGUGCCUGACUGGGAACUGGGAGUGCUGACAGAGGACCAAAGGAGCAAACUGGAAGCAGGAAAGCUUGAUGCCCUUGAAGAAGAGCAAUCCUGGUCUCUGAGGAGAUCAGACGGGAGGUAUCACCCUGAGGAGGCAAAUUCUGAGCUUGAAAAAUACAGUCUUUCACUUAAAGUAGUUGGUAUUUAUCUGGACUGGAAAGAAAAGUCUGUUUCAUUCUAUCAUGUGAAAGCCAUGACAGCUAUUGUAAAAAUGCCUGUCAGUACAACACCCCAGAAGCUGUAUCCGUUCUUCAGCCUUUGUCACUCCAAAGGGCAUGAUAGAGAGAAGGCCCUCACCAUCUUACAUAACAAAGAUUGGGAUUUCCCAGAACACAUAGAAGCUUUCUAA
Molecule: messenger RNA, 1341 nt
Organism: Varanus komodoensis (Komodo dragon)
Lineage: Eukaryota; Metazoa; Chordata; Lepidosauria; Squamata; Varanidae
Product: butyrophilin subfamily 2 member A2-like
Exons: 8
Coding region: 1-1341 (446 amino acids)
Molecular function (GO): protein binding
Source: RefSeq, a predicted model, not a curated record